This is a messenger RNA of Coprinopsis cinerea okayama7#130, 837 nucleotides long. RefSeq lists its product as hypothetical. The transcript is spliced from 5 exons. The record is from RefSeq and is a predicted model, not a curated record. NCBI's taxonomy places the organism in Eukaryota, Fungi, Basidiomycota, Agaricomycetes, Agaricales, Psathyrellaceae. The coding region runs from base 1 to 837 and encodes 278 amino acids.
AUGGAGGCCUUAGAAGAUUCCCGCCCGUUCCGAACUCUAAAAGCCAAAUUCGACGGCAAAUACCCAGGAAAAUCGAACACCAUACGACCGAUAUCGCUCGCUACCGGCCUAGACGGGAGAAAGGUCGCGACGGUUACCUUCCGGAAAGGAAAGAUACUACGGGCAGCGUUGGGCUUGAGGCCCGAAGACAGGGUUGUUGAGGGUUGUGAUGCUGUGGGGAUUGACGACGAGUUUCAUGGGCUGACCCCGUUGAACGACGGUGGAGAGAUGGACAUCGUUGCGAUACACGGACUGAAUGGACACGCCUUCGACACAUGGUGUUGGCGGCAACACGCCAAACGGAGCUGGUGCUCCCCCAGAGAGGGUUUGGACGACUCUGUCAUGUGGUUUCGAGAUCAUCCUGUGGAUAGAAUUGGCCAAGCAAGAGCGAAGGUCUGGGUAUAUGGCUACAAUGCGAACUCUAAGAGGAGGAGGCCACUCGUCCUUAUUGCACAUUCUAUGGGAGGACUAGUCAUCAAGCAGGCGAUGAUAUGGGGGGCCUUGCAAGAGGAUAAAGAAUGGCCGCAUUUCCUCAAUGUUGUCAGGUCUAUCCGCGGCAUCAUGUUCUUCGGGGCCCCGCACAGAGGUGGAAACGGUGUCCCUGUUGGGAGGCUCGUCGCCACACUUCGAAAGAUGGUCAAUCUCGAGGCAAGGACUGACCUCAUAGAGCUUUUGAAGAAGGACUCCUCGACGCUGGAUGACCUGUCGGACACGUGGAAGAACAUUGUGGACCAACGCAACUUGGAGUUACGGAUUGGUCGAAAUGUCAAAUUCGACCAACAGGGUUGCGACCGAUGA